Molecule: messenger RNA, 2085 nt
Organism: Cladophialophora yegresii CBS 114405
Lineage: Eukaryota; Fungi; Ascomycota; Eurotiomycetes; Chaetothyriales; Herpotrichiellaceae
Exons: 2
Coding region: 1-2085 (694 amino acids)
Biological process (GO): DNA replication initiation; DNA replication
Cellular component (GO): DNA replication preinitiation complex; nuclear origin of replication recognition complex; nuclear pre-replicative complex
Molecular function (GO): DNA replication origin binding
Source: RefSeq, a predicted model, not a curated record
AUGGAUGAUAAUGCUCAUGCUGCCUGCUAUAUCUUCAAACCUGCAGCACAAGAAGAUGGAGACAUCAAUCCUCGACCACCGAAAAGGCGCAGGCUAGCCAAGGCAACAUCCAAGAACCUCGAAGAAGAUGUCCCUUGGCCACGUCUCCUGGGAGGACUAGAGUCGCAAGAGUCUGUCAAGCUGCGCAAGUCAUUGUUUGAGUCAACAUGGGCCACACAACAAGCGAAGCUCGACAAGGUGGGGCACACGGUCGACGAACAAGUUGUUCAUGAUGUACUCAGUCAUGGCCGUCUGGGGGAGACAGCAGGACACGAAAGUCUGCCCACUCAUUUACUGGUAGCAUCUGCAACAGCACAGCAUGAGUUUCAACAGGCCAUGGAAAGAAGGAUGCAAGACACCGCGUAUAACAACGAUGUCAUGGUGUCGCUUCAACCCACGCAUUGCUCAAAUCUGCAGACUGCCCUGAAGACUAUCAUCAAGGCAUCCAUAGCCGGACAUCGGGGCGAGGAAGCUUACGCCGACUUCCUAGCAGUGAACAAGGCAUUAAUCCCGAUGAACUUCGAUCUCGAACUCCUCCACCGUUGCGUACAACAAGACAAGAUAGAGCGGAUCCUGAUUUCUGUCGCAGACAUAGAGACGUUUGACACGACUGUUCUGUCCGAGCUUAUAUCGACCUUCCACUCGUGGUCCGACAGGAUCCCAUUUAUGCUUUUCGUCGGCAUUUCUACCACGACCGGGCUCUUUGAGUCUCGUUUCUCAAGAGCAACGAUCAGUCUGCUGGACACUCACUUCGUCGCAACCAACGCCUCAGGAGCAUCAGAGAGCACUCUGUUCAACAUGUACGAGACGCUCCAACAUGACAGCGCGACUCAAAUUUUCCUAGGCCCGUCUAUCGUCAAUGGCUUAGCCGAACUAGCAGAAGCCCAGAGCACUACCCCGGACACUCUGGUCCGGGCGUUGAAGUACGCCUACAUGUCGCACUUCUUUGCCAACCCUCUAUCCGCCUUGGACGUGCAAUUCAAAGGAGACACUCAAUGGGAUCCGGCAAUAUGCAACGCGAUCCGCAGCCUUCCAGCCUUCAAGAAUCUAUGCGAGCCGCUGGCCAGAGGCGACAGAACUCAGAGACAAAACGCUCGCGAACUACUCACCUCCGAUGAGAGCCUCCGGAGGGAAGCAGAGGCCGCCAUCCCAGCCGGCCAAGAUUACAUGCACUCGUGUCUCCGCGCCAUCAGAACUCUAAGACACUUAUAUCACUCCAAGCUCCAUAUCCACACUGUCAAGAACACGCCAUGGGCGACUGAAACGGACCUCCUGGCAUCACUACCAGAUCUAACCAGGUCCGAAACCUUCAAAGCCAUCGAAGACACGAUGAGAGCAAGACAGACAACCUCCCUGAGCGAGAUCGUCGACAGCGAGACAGAAACAGAGACAAACCACCUCAGCGACCUCGAGAAUUAUUGUUCAGAAACCGGAACCCAGGUCGACCAACAAGCCGCUGUUCCAUUUCUGCGCGCCUACCUCCAACACCGAACACCCAUUUCCCCGUCCUCGUCCUCACCCACAUCAUCACCGCUCCAAUCGGGGAUCAGCCCCUUCCGGCAAUUCCUCGCCGAAGCAUUCACCAUGACCCACAGAAUGCCGCUCUCGCAAAUCAUCCACCCCCGUCCCCGCCAUGCCAUCGAGCGCGCGCUGACCCGCCCGGCAGACUACCUGGGCUGUUCGUGCUGCGGUGCAGCGGGUGACGACAUGACCACCGCAACGAGAGCGACCCUCCCGCCCACGAGUGUUCUGGUCCACAUGCUGAACGAAGCGGGCGUGGUGAUCAACGUGCGGGAUCUAUGGGAUGCGUUCCGCGACACGGUUUCGCCCGGCGUGCGGCGCCGUGGGGAGGAAGAAAGUGGCGACGGCGGCGAAGAAGAGGGAGAGGGAGAGGACCAUGAAGAAGACGGGGCUCAAAGCGAGAGACAAGUCCUCGCGCUGUUUUACCGCGCGUUGGCCGAGCUCAGGUACUUGGGCCUGAUCAGGCAGAGCAAGCGGAAGCCGGGGAUCGAGUGUAUCCAGAAGACGGCGUGGAUGGGGCUCUAA